Molecule: messenger RNA, 259 nt
Organism: Gongylonema pulchrum
Lineage: Eukaryota; Metazoa; Nematoda; Chromadorea; Rhabditida; Gongylonematidae
Source: the annotation of a GenBank genome assembly
UCCAUGUCAUGCUCAUGGAAUUCUUUUCACUGAUACCAAGAACACCAAGAUCGAUAGGAUUGUCAAUAUCAAUGUCUCACGGAAUCCUUAUUAUUCUUCGAUGAAAUAUGAGCGAUAUUUGGCAUUUUGGUGCAUUAGCUGUUUGGGAGGUGAAAUGAAUAAAUGGAAGCAAUCUGUCAAUCAGAGAUAUGGAAAGGCACGGGAACGAACCGAAGUGGUUGCGAAUCGAGUGCGAUUGGAGCGAGGUCCGGGAAAAUGA